Salvia splendens (bonfire salvia) is the source of this 630-nucleotide messenger RNA. RefSeq lists its product as uncharacterized. Bases 33 to 515 code for a protein of 160 amino acids. The record is from RefSeq and is a predicted model, not a curated record. Lineage: Eukaryota; Viridiplantae; Streptophyta; Magnoliopsida; Lamiales; Lamiaceae. The transcript has 2 exons.
CCAUUUCAAUUCAAUUCAAUUCAAUUCUGUAAAUGCGUGUGAUGGCGAGUGCGAAAUCGUCCCGUUUCGCGAGCAGCAACCGUCAGUGCGGCGUGGGAAGCUCCAUCGCGGCGGCAUUGCUCAUCUCCCCCAAGAAGCCUGAAUCAACUGAAGGAGGAAUGCGAUUCCUCAACAUCGAGGUGGUCGACGACACUGCCCUCAUCGACACCUCCAUCUUCUCUCAACAAUCCAAGAAAACUACUCGCCCUCGCAAGGAUUGGAAAAUCAAGAAAGCCUCUUCCUAUUCCUAUUCCUAUUCCUAUUCCUAUUCCUAUUCCAGGGCGGAGAUGCUCUCUCUCAAUCUCCACCACCCUCACUCUAUCAAGUGGUCCCAGAUUUACCACGCCCUCCCCGCCUCCGUCGCCGCCGAGUACGACCAGCUCCUCGCCUUCUCUCCUCGCCCCAUCUUCACCAACGAUGGUGGUGCUACUGCAAUCUGGAAAAGAAGAAGCCCUCUCAAGAUCUCUGUGCAUUGAAUUUUUUAGCUUCUUUGAAAUUGCAUGUUAUCAUUGUUUUCAAAUUUAGACCAUUAUGACUACUGUUGGCCUAUAUGCAAGUAAUACAUUUCUGUUCCACAUUGCAAGUUUUCAA